Molecule: messenger RNA, 1279 nt
Organism: Asterias rubens (European starfish)
Lineage: Eukaryota; Metazoa; Echinodermata; Asteroidea; Forcipulatida; Asteriidae
Product: probable G-protein coupled receptor No9
Exons: 1
Coding region: 1-1047 (348 amino acids)
Biological process (GO): chemical synaptic transmission; G protein-coupled receptor signaling pathway, coupled to cyclic nucleotide second messenger; adenylate cyclase-inhibiting G protein-coupled acetylcholine receptor signaling pathway
Cellular component (GO): synapse; membrane; dendrite
Molecular function (GO): G protein-coupled acetylcholine receptor activity; G protein-coupled serotonin receptor activity
Source: RefSeq, a predicted model, not a curated record
AUGUCAUCUGGACAAGUCCCCUCAACCAUCCGGGCCGACUGCCCCAACUGUUUCCUGGCCAUUAUCAUAGCAAUGUGGCUGGAGGCUUCAAUCGCCACCAUAGCCAACACCCUAGCCGUCAUGGCUUUCUUUAUGUCCAAGAAAAUCCGCAAGAAAGUGUCCAACUACUUCAUCCUGAACCUCUCUGUAGCUGACCUACUAGUUGGUGCAGUCGUGAUGCCCAUCAAUAACGUUUCUGUGUACUACGGCUACUGGCCAUUCGGUAAGGUCGUCUGUAAGAUCUGGUUACUCCUGGUGUUCGCCUGUACAGUCCUGUCCAGCUUCGCCUUGGUGCUCAUUAGCUGGGACCGCUAUCUGUGGGUGAGAGCCCCGUUAGUUUACAUCCACAACCAAUCAAAGAAGCGCGCACUAGCUGUUAUAGCUGGUACGAUUUUCACCACAUAUACCUUCGUGUCUGUAAUAGAUGUCGGUUGGGAGGUGUUUUCUGGGGAGCAGCAGGUGAACUACUCGACCACAUGUGAGUCGGAAGGGAUAUUCUCUAUACCAUAUGCCUUUAUAACAUUUGCCUUUGAGUUUGUCCUUCCAGCUGGGUUGCUUGCGACAUUUAACAUACAUGUGUUCAUCAAAAUCAGAAAGAUGCUGCUACAGCGUCAACGCACUGAAUCAGGGACGAUAUCAAUCGAAUGCAGGAACAACAGCAAGAGAGACAAGACAACAUCAGAUGCUGACCUGAGGGACUCCAGCCUUCGUCAGCCAACCUCAAACGGCGCUGCCUCACCAAGGCAGCCCGGUCCGCAAGCCUACCGCAAGUCAGCCAUCAUGCUCGGCCUAAUGACUGGGGCAUUCAUCAUAUGUUGGUGCCCCUGGUUUAUCAUUAUAUUUAUAAACGCCCUCAAUGGUGGGGACUAUGUCAGCUUUGACUUGCUGUGGUCAAUGUCAUAUCUUUUGUUUGCAAACUCAGCGAUUAACCCAUUCCUUUAUGCUUCAACUAACGUUCAUUACAAAGCACAGAUGCUAUCACUUCUUUGCUUUUUCCGCCGAAGGUAGCAACAACUUUUGCUGGAUAUAUUGUUUGACAUGAUUUGUAUGGCAGCAAGCAGUGUUGUAGUGCCUUGAUGCCACGCAAAAUUGUAUGAACUUGGCCAUGAAGCCACAAUCUUUGUAGUUGCCUUAACCAAGGGGGACCAGUUUCUUGGAACUUAUCUCAUUGUGUUCAAAACUUCUUUUUAUUUAGUUGUCAUUUUUUUUCUUCACGUUUAAACACGAUUUUUUUAUCACA